Messenger RNA from Rotaria socialis, 612 nucleotides. NCBI's taxonomy places the organism in Eukaryota, Metazoa, Rotifera, Eurotatoria, Philodinida, Philodinidae. The record is from the annotation of a GenBank genome assembly.
AUGGUAUUAGACAAACGAGUACUGAUUAUUGCCAGUGGUAGUGCCAUGACUUUGGCUUGCAUACUCUUUAUUGUUGGCAAUGCUUUACCGUCGUGGAGCUCAGCAAAACUUGAUUCAGCACAGAUUAAUUUACUAUACAACAUGUUAACACAGUAUGAUAUUUCAGUGAAAGAUCAAACAACAUCAGAUGAAACUCAAGUGACGAUUGGUCUAUGGCGAGGUUGUGCUUCAAUCCUACAGUUAACGGCAUGCAGUAAUCUUCUCUCGUCGUGCACGUUACGAAAUGGCGAAUCAUUGCCUUUAUGCCAGAAAAUGAUGGCGGCACGAGCAUUUGUCACCAUCGCUUGUAUUAUAUCAGGAGCAUCAGCCGUAUGUCUCUUCGCAUAUAUACUACAAAGUAUAAAUAAGUAUCAGAAGGUGCUUAUCAUAAGCAAGAUUCUUACAUUUAGUUCUUUAGUAACGGGUGUUAUUGGUAUUGCAUUAGGUAUCGUUUUUGCUACUGAUAAUGGCGGACUUCCGAUAAAGAAAUCGGUGAGUGUGGGCGCGAUAUUAACUAUACUGGCUGUGGCUAUGAAUUUGAUUGGUGCUGUUUUAUCACUGCUAGUUCGCUAA